Molecule: messenger RNA, 2936 nt
Organism: Daphnia magna
Lineage: Eukaryota; Metazoa; Arthropoda; Branchiopoda; Diplostraca; Daphniidae
Gene: Cmtr1
Product: cap-specific mRNA (nucleoside-2'-O-)-methyltransferase 1
Exons: 19
Coding region: 287-2869 (860 amino acids)
Biological process (GO): 7-methylguanosine mRNA capping
Cellular component (GO): nucleus; cytoplasm
Molecular function (GO): methyltransferase cap1 activity; nucleic acid binding
Source: RefSeq, a predicted model, not a curated record
AUUAGAGAAUACGAAACUGAUACCAUGUUGAUACGGAACAGCGGAUGAGCGGAAUGUUUCAGUUUCAGAUAACGUUUGUGUGGCACAAGUAGUGCUCCCGGUGUUUGUUUUCGUUUCUCUCAUCGAAUUUUGUUUUCCUUGAAAAAUAUUGUUCGCGAAAUAUUUGUUUGUCAUAUUCACUCUUCAAUGGUUUAUUCUGAUACUUCCUACAUGCCUUUGAUUUAAUUUCGGACAUUUCUUAGAAUAGACGAAACAUAAACAUUGUCUACCUCAACUCACAUUUAAAAUGGCUUCAAGGGAGAAAGUAACAUCACUGAGUGAUUCCAGUUCAGAUGAGGAGAGCUUUUCCCACAAAAAUUACAAGCCUCCUUUGAAAAAACAAAAAACCCAGUAUUACAACAAUGUAGAUAAUACUAGCUCAAGGAAUGAUGUGAAUUACAGUGAAUUAUCUGAACGUAACACUGUGAUUGUCAGCCCAUCCAAAAGUAAUAGUGAUGGAGGAUAUGCAUUCAAUGCAGCAAGCAGCAGUCAAGAUUCAGAAUCAAGUGAAGAUGAGCCUGUCAUGCCAUCUGUACAUCGAGAAUUUAUCAAACCAAAGUCUACUGCAGCCCCAGUCAUAAAUCAGAAAGCUACUGCAAUGAUGGCUAAAAUGGGUUGGUCCAAAGGAACAGGACUUGGUAAGAAUUCCCAAGGCAUGACACAGCCGAUUGAGGUUUCUAAACAACGAGGAAAAAGAGGAUUGGGUCUACAAAUCAAAGGAUUAGAAGCUGAAGACGUCGAAUGGGACACAAGUAGAGAGACUGUUGAAGUAGAAGAAAUCGUUUCGUGGCUUCCGUCAGAUCCCAUUCCUGCUCCUAAUUUGUCCGAAUUGAAGAAUUGGGUCAUAGAAGGACCCAAAAAAUUAACCAUCGAUGAUGAAACAACUUUUUGCGCCGCUGAUGUUUUGCAAAAAGUCCUUCAGUGUAAAUCCAUAUUUGAUGUACUGGAAGAAGAAGAACUAAGAAAAGCACGCUCUCGCUCCAAUCCGUUCGAAACAAUUCGAGGAGCGUUUUUUCUUAAUAGAGCAGCCAUGAAGAUGGCUAAUCUAGACGCAGUUUUUGAUUUCAUGUUUACCGAUCCUAGAAAUGAAGAUGGCAGUCCCUUUCUUGCUGCGAAUGAACCACUUUAUUUUGCUGACGUUUGUGCUGGUCCAGGCGGCUUUUCGGAAUACGUGUUGUGGAGGAAAAAAUGGGAAGCGAAAGGCUUUGGUUUUACCCUAAAGAAAUCAAACGAUUUCAAGUUGGAAGACUUCCAUGCUGCCCCUUGCGAAUGUUUUGAACCUCAUUACGGCGCUGGGGGAGUUGAUGGAGACGGAGAUGUGUAUAGUCCUAAAAACAUCAGUGAAUUUAAACGUUUUGUUAUUUCUCAGACCGGCAAAGGUGUACAUUUUAUGAUGGCUGAUGGAGGAUUUUCAGUUGAAGGUCAGGAAAAUCUACAAGAAAUACUUUCCAAAAGGCUAUAUCUUUGCCAGUUCCUCGUAGCGUUGUCUAUAGUUCGACCAGGUGGGCACUUUGUGUGCAAGUUAUUCGAUUUAUUCACACCAUUUAGUGCGGGUUUAAUAUACUUGAUGCUUCGCUCCUUCAAACACAUUUCCAUUCAUAAACCUAAUACUUCUCGACCGGCGAAUUCGGAAAGGUAUAUAAUCUGUAAAUGGAAGAGGCACGACACUCAAGAUGUAGAGACUUACCUUUACGAAAUAAAUCGCCGUCUUGAACAGUUGGGCAGUUCCAAUACAGACAUCACUGAUAUCGUACCGCUGGAACUAAUGACAUGCCAUGAACAAUUUUAUAAUUACCUCGUUGAGUCCAACAAUGCUUUAGGAAUGAGACAAGUUAUUAACCUCGCCAAAAUUGCCGCAUUCUGUAAAGAUGUUACGCUUAGAGAGGAUCGACAGUCUGAACUGAGGAAGCAAUCAUUAGAUUUUUGGAAAAUUCCAGACAAAGCUCGCAUGGCACCAUUUAGGAUGACUCCGGCAGAAAAAUCUAAAGAUCUUUUACCAAAUAAUUCCUGCGUACUAGACCAGAAAGCAACUGCAAUGGACAUUUCUGUUUUUCGUGAAGCCGUAAAAUCUGUCUAUGAUUGGAGAUGCGUCGUUAUCGGAUUGGAAAAAGAUAAUCCUAUGCAAACCUUUUAUCUUGGAUUAGGCCGUAACAAUGUCUUCCGCUGGGAUGCAACUAAAUGCCGAUGGCAUAAGCUGAUUGAACAUGUGGAACUAGCACGCGACACAUUAAUCUAUGGAGAAUUAAUCCAAGAACUGCGAGGAGAAGGCAGAUCUCAAAAGCGUUCUCUUGCCCUCCAUGUCAUAGAUGCAGUUUUUUUAGGCGGUGUGGAUGUUAGUCAAUUUCACAUGAAAGAAAGAAGUGAAAAAAUCCGACAAUAUUGCAAGGCUUUGAACAAGGCUAGCCGGACGGAUCUAGUCACUGUCCGAGCAAAGGAAAACUUUACACUUGAAGAUGUGAAUCAAAUUUUCCAUCGGCUAAUCCCAAGAAUAAUUAAAAAUUCUGGUUGUCAAGAACGUCUCGUCUUUUGCCUAGAAGACGACGAACAAAGGGCUUACCUCCCGUCCGGACUAUUGUUGUACAAAGCCACAAAGGAUCCGUGGAUGUUAGCUCUUAGUAAGAGCUCUGGGAGACAGUACUGGUACCAUGUGAUGAAACGAACCUCUAUGUACGAUUGCCCUCUCGAUUCUAUUGCUAAUUCCAUUGAUUGUCACAGCAGCCGGAUCGCGUGGUGGUGGAAAAAUGGCCUUCAAGGACCUCAACAGAGUUCGUUUGAUCAAGUCACUAAAGACGAUUUUAUUUCUAUGAUUCACUCAAUGGUUGGCAAAUGAGUGAUUCAUUCAUAAUCAGGAUUAUGUAUGCCAUUCAAUAAUUCAGAAAUACAUGUUUAUGAUUUGA